Asterias rubens (European starfish) is the source of this 1405-nucleotide messenger RNA. Its product is annotated as dehydrodolichyl diphosphate synthase complex subunit Nus1-like. Lineage: Eukaryota; Metazoa; Echinodermata; Asteroidea; Forcipulatida; Asteriidae. Gene Ontology annotation, molecular function: ditrans,polycis-polyprenyl diphosphate synthase [(2E,6E)-farnesyl diphosphate specific] activity. The transcript is spliced from 5 exons. The record is from RefSeq and is a predicted model, not a curated record. Bases 179 to 934 code for a protein of 251 amino acids. Gene Ontology annotation, cellular component: dehydrodolichyl diphosphate synthase complex; endoplasmic reticulum membrane.
CGGUCUUUCAUCAGCUGAGAGGACAGGGAACCUCGAUCGAUCUUCAGAAUUCAACUUGGAUUUCAUCAUGUUUAAAUCAUUAAAAUCGUUAUCAAUUUCAAUCAAAGUGAGACAAUGGACAACUGUUUAAGAUACGUUUUUAAGUUUCCUGCCAGGGUGUUUUGACCAGCGCCAAAAUAUGGCUUUUUACGACGGAGCCGUGCUGAAACUCGUCCACCUUCUGAUUUCGUGCUAUUCCUUCGUGUGGACGUGGUUUUCGUGGACAUUCAAGACCGUGUUGUCGAAAGGUUCCAAAGAGUCUUUAAGUCAAUGUAGAAAAGACGGCAGGGACCUGCAGAAGUUACCCUGCCACCUUGCCUUGCUUGUACAGGAGGAGGUGAUUUCUUACCAAGAUGUGUGCAGUAUGUUGGUGUGGAGCAUGUCGCUUGGAAUUUCGUACUUGAGUGUGUUUGAUUUGAAAGGAACGUUAAAGAAGAAUGCAGUACUUCUAAAAGGACAUAUUGAUAAGCUACAAGAAGACCUUAUGGGUCGGGAUCAAUACAAGUUUACUUAUCAGCUUCACCAGAGUCACAGUAAAAAGCACAGCAGUAAUGAAGGUGCACAGGUACACAUUGCACUUUUAUCACCUUCAGACGGUAGGCUUGACCUAGUCCAGACAGCAAGUGAUUACUGUCAUGCUGUAUCUAAUCGCAUGCUGAAACCAACAGACAUAAGCACAGACUUAGUUAACUCUAUGUUACAAGCUAUAAAAGGUUUUCCAGAUCCCGACCUCUUGAUCAAGUUUGGGCCAACAGAAAGCCUCUGCGGAUAUCUUCCAUGGCAAAUACGUCUCACAGAGAUUUUAAACGUGCAGACGCAUUGGAGAAUAGAUUAUGAAGAGUUCCUAAAUGUCCUGCACAGUUACGCUAAAACAGAACAGAGAUUAGGGAAGUAAAAUGAAAUAACCCACUCAACGAAAUCAUAACAUUCGUUUUUACGUUGCGGUGCAUUUUUGGUCGUUUUUGGAUUUGAAUUAACCCUUGCAGAAAAAUCACAAGUAAAGAGCCACACUCCUUCUCGAACUCUUUGAAUCAAUUCAAGGUACUUAAAUAACACACAGCUUUUUAUUCUAUCUGAAAGUAAGUUUCGUAUUGCUGCAACUGGCUUUGAUUUCGAAAGAAUCAUCUUAAAGGCGCUGGACACGUUUGGUAAUUGUCAAAAAAAAGUAUUCUCACUUGGUGUAUCCCAACAUAUGCAUGAAAUAACAAAUCUGUGAACAUUUGGACUCAAUUGGUCAUCGAAGUUGUAACAGAAUUAUGAAAGAAUAACACCCUUGUAACCACUACUAAUGCUGUACAUUAUCUUGAUUCAAAGUGAGUUGAAAGGAACACGUUGCCUUGGAUCGGACGAGUUGGUCUUUGAAAAG